Messenger RNA from Salvia splendens (bonfire salvia), 1486 nucleotides. RefSeq names its product heterogeneous nuclear ribonucleoprotein 1. Gene Ontology annotation, biological process: regulation of translation. Bases 161 to 1279 code for a protein of 372 amino acids. Lineage: Eukaryota; Viridiplantae; Streptophyta; Magnoliopsida; Lamiales; Lamiaceae. The transcript is spliced from 2 exons. The record is from RefSeq and is a predicted model, not a curated record. Gene Ontology annotation, molecular function: mRNA binding.
UACCCUUUCCCUUUCCCUCUUUUCCCCCCAAAUUUUUCCUCCACCCCCAAAAAACCCUAGUUUUCUCCCCUCCGAGCUCUCGCUCCCCCUCUCCCCAAUUCCCACCAUCCUCAUUUUUUCUGGCUAAUUCACCCUCGAAAAUCGCAAUUCAACUGAAAUCAUGGACGAUUCGGAGCAGAAUAAGCUGUUUGUCGGGGGCAUUUCGUGGGACACGACGGACGAUGCCCUCAAGGACCAUUUCGGCCAGUACGGCGCCGUUUUUGGAUCCGUGAUUGCUCGGGAUCGUAUUUCCGGUAACCCCAGGGGCUUCGCCUUCGUCACCUUCUCGGAUUCUUCCGCCGUCGACCGCGCUCUUCAGGAUUCCCAUCAAAUUCUUAGCAGAACGGUUGAAGUGAAGAGGGCUAUUCCCAGGAGCGAACAACAAAGUCAACAACAGAACUAUAGGGGAGUGAGUAGGAAUAACAGUAGGACUAACAAUAGGAGCGACGUGCAGUUUAGGACGAAAAAGAUUUUCGUAGGGGGUUUGUCGGCUAACUUGACUGAGGAAGAAUUCAGAAGAUACUUUGAGAAGUUUGGUAGGAUUACUGAUGUAGUUGUGAUGCAUGACAAUCUGACUCAUAGGCCGAGGGGAUUUGGUUUUAUUACCUUUGAUUCAGAGGAUUCGGUUGAGGAAGUUAUGCAGAAGAGCUUCCAUGAGUUGACUGGAAAGCUUGUCGAGGUUAAAAGAGCUGUUCCAAAGGAUGGAAUUGGCAGUAGUAACAUUGUUUAUAAUGGAAGGUUAGGCGAUGCAAGAAGCCCUACUAGCUUCAAUUCUUAUCAGCAGGGGAGUUACGUGCCUGUAAAUUCUAGAUAUGGGUAUUUCCCUGGAUAUGGUAAUGUGGCUGGGUACCUAUACGGAGCUGGGAUGUAUGGUGGUGUUUAUCCCUCUGGAGGGUAUGGUGGAAUUAGUUACGGACUCACUCCAAUUGCCCCAAGGAGUCCUUGGAAUUCAGCGAUGAUUGGUGUCAGGGGAGGUUUCCUGCCUUAUGGAAGUGCCGCUCCUGUCUAUCCCUCUUAUGUGAAUGGCGGACCUGGAGGAGUAUUGGGACUGUCUAUGAACGGAUAUGGUGGGAUAUUGGGUGGAGAUGCUCAACACUCGACUGAGUCAACACCCUCUCAGACUGGUAUAAAUAAUGUAGAUGCCAAUUCUUUUGGUUCCAGUAGAGGUUUCGGAGGUGCAGCUAGCAAACAGAGUCAUAGAGUUAGUGAUAGGUCUUACCAAGCUGCUAACUCAAGCUGACUGCUUGCCAUCUUCAUUGUGGAUAUUGACAUGUUAGAAAUUUCUCCCACUGACAGAGUUGGGUAUCAUUCUUCCAAUGUCCAUGCUUUAGAUCUCUUUCUAAUUCUUAUAAAGAUUUGGUGUGUUUUCUUGUUCUUAAUUUCAAAAAUUAAUGGAAUCUGGAUUCAGUUAUUGUAAUAUAAUUUUUUUAUAAAUUUAUUUUUUCCA